Molecule: messenger RNA, 1926 nt
Organism: Yamadazyma jaroonii
Lineage: Eukaryota; Fungi; Ascomycota; Pichiomycetes; Serinales; Debaryomycetaceae
Source: the annotation of a GenBank genome assembly
AUGGUUAAGGACGCCGCCUUAGCAAAAAAGAAGUACACUAGAAAUAAAUCAGGUUGUACCACUUGUCGGAAAAGGAAGAAACGAUGUGAUUAUGGUAAACCUAAAUGUGCAGCAUGUAUACGAUUAAACCUUGAUUGUGAAUACCAAGUUGAACCAAUAAUCUGGAAAGUGAGGAAUCUAAACGAUGAUGGUACCACCACAGAGAGCGUACUGAUGAUCCAGCAUACUUCAGAAACUGGUGGUGGUGGCGGUGAUAGUGACUUGAAAGUAGUUGAUGUAAAAGGUGUUAAAGAUGAACAACCAGAGGGUAAAGAACCAUUCACUCCUUAUCAUGAAUACUUACUGAUGACCCCACCCAAAUUUUAUUCUUCUAAAACUGUACCCUAUCAUCAAAUACCGUUAUUCCAAAUAUCACAAGAAAAUCACCAUGGCCAUAACGAGAAUAAUCGACAAGAAGAAGAUCAACAUCAAGGGAACGAUAACCAAUUCAACAAAUCACAAAAGGUGGAUCAACUGACUAAGGACUCUCCUGAACCUGAAGAAGUCAUCCCUAUAACUCGUGAAAAGUCAGCUACUCCUUCAAGUCCUUGGAGUAUCAGUAAUUUCUUUGCAAAUAAUGAUUUUUAUUUGUCACCUUCAGAUCCAGAAAUCGCCCGACUCACCAAAAGGGAUGAUGAUGAAAAAUCAACUGAUUUGACCUUGAAGGAUCCGGAACCAUUCUUCAAAGCUAACAUCACCAACGAGGUUUAUUUGACAUUCGAUUCUAAUAGUUUCCAAAACUUACAUGGCUAUAGGUUUACUUUACCUAAAUUCGUGUCAGUAGAAUCAGCAGAAAUUUUGUUAUCAUACUUUUGUGAAAAGAUGGCUCCUAAAUUCAGUGUUUGUAGCAAAGAGGCAAGUUCUUUAGUGUUAACCUAUUUACCCUUGGCUUCAUUUAAUGGUAUUGUGUUAUCGGCCCUAUUGGCUUGGGUAAGUUUUCAUUUCGAAAAAAAUGGUGAUACCCAGUUUGUUCAGUUGAAGAAAAGACUUUUACAAGAAGUUGAGGUUAAAUUGUCGGAAAUCAAUAAUGGUAAGGUCAAAGUACCUUUGGAAGUGACUUUGGCAUCCUUAUUGAUCAUGAUAGCUAUUGAAAAUAAGGGAACGUCUUCCAAUUGGUUCAGCUAUUUGAGAAUGGCUCAGAAAUCCAUAGGUAAUUCCAAAACUUAUGGAGAUUCCUCUGACUUAAUUUGGUUGAAAAGUAAUUUACUAUACCAUGAGGUUACAGGACCUGCGCUUUUAUCUUUAGAAGACUCAGUUGAAAGUCCAUCAGAUUUGUUUGAUUUUGAUAAUCUAGACGAAAAUCCUGAAGCUUAUAUGGGAAUAUCCCGAAGGAUAUAUAAGAUUAUGGGUGAUAUCUUUAAAUUAUCUCGAAAAUUGGUUACUUCCUCUAGCAUGGAUGUGUUGGAAGAUGUUUGUGAAGCUGCUGAACGAUUAGAAGUUAGAAUAGAAAACUGCAAACCUUUAGAACCAACAGAGGGAAUGCUUAAAAACGGUACUUUGGUAUAUCAUGAGAUAUUUUUCAAACUUCUCAAAGAUACUGCUAGACUAUAUAUUCGACAAUGUGUUUAUAUGGUCGCCCCUGUGAGUAUUAAAUCUACCAUGAUUGUAGGAAGAAUGAUGAAUCAGUUGAAGAAAUUAUUUGGUUCUGAAAUUGAUCCUGCUUUGUUGUUUCCUCUCUUCAUCAUGGGGGUCGAUACUGUUUCUAUCUAUGUUAGAGAUUGGGUGAUAAAAAUGAUGAAAGAUUUGUAUGGCAGGGUUGGAUCAGGGAAUAUUUUGGUGGCUAUCAAGUUGCUUCACAAAGUUUGGGAUCUGAAUAAUGAUGGGAAAAUCCAUGUCUUUUGGCCACAAGUAGCAAAAGACCAUGGCUUAUUGGUUAGUUUGGCGUAA